AGUGGCCGCGCCGUGAGAGCGCACAUACAGACGUUUGAGCUGCUAGUCGCUAGCUGCUGUUCAGGCGUAUGAACUUGCCCGAUACUUCAGAGGAACGUCAGCUCGGCUUGUUUUUGAAUCGAAUGUGGGUUUUUUUUUAUUUUUUGGUGAUGGUCCUGUAGCUCAAGGUUCCCGCUUCCGGCAGGUGUCUGGUUUAAAGCUUCAUUUUUACGACUCUUCAUUUCAACUUUUCUUUUCGAAAUUUAUUUGUCUUUUUUAUUGUGACGGUUGACACAUUGAAACAAAAGUGGAUUUAACAGUGGCCGCGUCGUAUACCAUCACUUCAAGAUGCUUCUGGUGUCUCAGCGGCUAGCCUCACCUCGCAUGGAGCCGAUACUGCCAGGACUGAAGAGGAAGCUGAUGGGGGCCGUGGAUGGGCCUGCAUCACUGAACGGGGUCUCCGAUUCCUCCAUGACCCAGCGCAGUAACAAACGACUCUGCCUGGAGGAUGUUACCCUGGCCAUGGACACAAGCUAUCCCCAAAACUCCUUCCCCACUGGGCCUGCAGUGGGUAACCUAGCAAGUGGACUUGAAGGAAACCCAAUGAACAAUGGCUUGGGUUCCCCUUACUCCAUGCCUCCUAAGGCCAGCCCUGGAUCCACUCCUGGAGGUGGUGGAAGCUCAGGAAGUCUGGCAUCUGCCUUCAACCUGAACGGGAAGUCAGCAGCCCCCUCUGUGGAGCAGGAACUUCAGGAGAUCCUAGAGGAGCUUACAAAAAACCCUGAUCCCUCAUUACCCGAACUGGACAUAGAAAAGAUCUUAGGGAGCAAGGCUGAUGAGCAAACAAGCACUACCGGAAGCUUCGUCCACCCAGAGGGGAGCAGAACCCCCAAGCGCUCCCCACAACGACCUUCCCACCUGGAAGCCCAUCUUACCCAGUCCCCUGGUUUCCCCCAGGCAAACUCUCCUCAGAUGGGCCCUAGUCAACCUGGCACUCCUUACACCCUUCCCCAUCCUUCCAAAGCAGUUCCUUCCCCACUUUCAGCAUCACCCCUUCCCAGCCGGUCAGGCUCCAGCUGGCGCGAGGUGUCCCGAGCACAGCAGCUUCAGCAACUGGCAUCCAACAGUAAGCACCACUCCACCAGCAGCGGAGGGCCACAGCCCACCCAGCCGGGCCAUCCCUCACUCAGCCAGCAGGGAUCAUCCUGGGCUGGCCCGUCUCCACCCUACCGGCCAGGAGACAAGCUUCCAAGCUCAUCCCCCCACCAGCAGCCCUUCAGCCCAGCCAGCGGUAUCCAGAGUCCUCAGAGCUCCCUCAUGCCCAACAUAACUCCAGCUCCAUCCGCAGGACCUUCUCCUCCAUACAGGCCUGAGAAGCUAGGAAGUCCGGCUCUCCCCCAGCCGCCCUUCAGCCCACAGAACAGCCUUCUUCCAGGAAGCACUCCGUCUGGAGGUUCCAAUCCCGCUGUCCAGGGCUCCCAACCAAACUACCUUGGUGGUAUACCCCCGGCGUCCGGCACUAACAGGCCGUCUCCUCCUUACCGAACAGACAAGCAACACGCCAGUCCGGCAGGGCCGACUCCUCCCGGGCCCCAGCCUUCCUCGCAGGCACGUACCUUCAACUCGCAGAACAGUCAAUUGCCCAACAUGUCCAGUCAGCUCUAUAAGGCCAUCACAGCCAGCCAGGCCAGCGGCGGCAGCAGCCUUAAACUCCUCAUGCAGACAUCUCAGGCCAAGUCUGCUCAGCUGCCUCUGAGCAAGGCCACUCCCGGCGCCGCAGGUCCCGAAACCCUCUCCUUCAACAACACCAAGCCCUUGCGGCAUUUCGACCCCGAGCCGCACGCUUCCCUGGGCGGGUUCCGCAACGGCAGCAUGCAGGCUGCGCCACCCACUUCAGCUGCCGGGCAUGCACAUCUGUUACAGCAGAGCCUCCAGAGGGGGAUGCAGGCAGAUAGCAUGGUUCCCCACUGCAGAGGCGACCAGGGUGUAGGAAUGGUGCCUCACCUUCAGGACCCCUCUACAGGGCAGGCCACUAACUACAACAUGCUGAAAACUCAGCUGAUGAGGAAACAGCUCCAGCAGCAGGAAAAGCAACGGCAGAUGGAACAGAUGAAUGGGGCACAGAUUGCAGAGUGCCAGCAGGUGGCGCCAUUUCAAGGUCGAGCAAUGCCCCCUGACUGUGGUGGUUACUCUAUGAGUACAACCCAGCAGCCCAACCCCUCGAUGGUUUCUCCACUGCCCUCCAAUCGCAUCGUUUUCCCCCCUGGAUCCCUCGCCCAGGUGGGCCACACCGGACCCUACAUGGGUGGCACCGACUCCAAGCAGCCGUUCUACCACCCUGCGCAAGACUUAGGGAUGCCCAUGCGUCCAGGCCAGAGCAUGAUGGGAGUGGGUGGUCCUACAAGGCAGCCUGCCAACCAGGGACACGCUGUAGCACGACCGGGCAUGCCUGGCCCGAGCUUGGUAGGGAGUCUGUUGCCGACAAAUCAUCUCCGGCAGGCUUUGCAUCAGGGCAGAACUCCACGCAUGAUGUGUGCCUCUCAACAGCAGCCCCAGUCACAGUCCCCGCUGUGGCCGAACCAGCAGGGGUUGCACCCACACCUGGACCCUGUAACCCACCAGCACCCGUUCCCCAGUGGGGGAGUCCCUCAAGGUUGUGGGGGACCUCAGUUCCCCCAACGACCGGGCAUGGCAGGGAUGCCCGCCAAUUUUCCUGGCACUCGACCACCCCCAAACCAGAUAGCCCCGAGCCUGGUCGGCAGGCAGAUGCAGAAGAUGGCCUGUGGGCAACCCCUUCCCUCCAUGUCGCAGCAGAGCCUCCGGAUGCGGGGCCCCCUCUCCGCCAUCCCUGUCAUGAAGCCUGGAGCCCCAACCAUGAUGCACCCGGCCCACGGCAUGGCACCGCCAAGCUACCCCGUGGCCUCGGUUGGCAAACAUACCCCGGCGCAGGGCUAUGGCCCUGGACACAAUCCGGGUCAUAAACUUACACCCUGUGACUACCCUCCCCAGCACCAGAGCAAUGGAGGCAUGACUAUGGGAGUUCCUGGACCUGUGGCUGGAGGGCCAAGUGGAAGUGGAGCUGGAGGCGAUGUAGACUUCAUCGAAACUUUAGUGGGUCCUAAUGAGGACUGGUUCAACAACCUCAACAUGAUUGAUGAAUACCUGGAGCAGAACUCAUAGGGACGAGCAAACUCCGGGUGCAGAAGAUCACGUUGCGUAGGGGGUGGCAGCCACAUUAAGGUUCCAAAGGUUCCCGGCCUAACUAUGGGCCUGCUAUAGCAACGAAACUGCAUGGGUUAGAAUUCUACACUGCCAUGUGGCCUUUUAAGAGUCUGGUUCGCUUAUGUCUGUGCUGGUCCUUUAGGAUCUUCCAGUAGUGAGUAGGGUCAUCAAACAGUGCCACUGAACCAAAUGUCCACACCUUCUAAGAUGUCCAAGAAGUCCUUAAAUGUUCUCAUAUAGUCUGCUCCAGGCAUCCUAUUCAAACCCGUGGUCUUUGGGGGCAAAUUUAGUAAUCUGGCUCCACAGGGCUUCAACACUGUAACAUCAGCGGACAUCGGUGUUUUCACAGCAACGCGAAUGAGGGUAUUUAUUAAUUCCUGAAAUGUAAUGUCCUGAUGCAGUUCACUCGUAGCACCACAUCCAAGUCAGUAAGGACAGCAUGGUGUGAUGGUCUGAUUGUCUCUUUGGAAAUACAUGUGAUGUAGUAAUUUAACUUGUGAGCUGUUUGAUGGUAUUUCAAAAGGGGCUUAAUAAUGUACAUGGUAAAAUAUUUUGUAAAAUAUGUUUUCCUAAGCUGUAACAUAUAUAAAGGAGAAGUAUCCAUAUUUAUACUUCUUUUGUGCAAAUACAUUAGAUUUCCUUUGUAAAUAGUUAUAAAAUGACAAGUAUAUCAAAGAAGGAACACAGUGCUGUAAAGAAAAAAACAAUUCAAUUGAACUUGGAAAUUAUUGUAAUUUGUAAUACACAAGACAAUACAGAAUACAGUUCGCUUUUGCAGUAAUACUAUGUAUUACAGUGUUAAAGUAUUUGUUAUGGUUUUGACAUAACUGGACUCCUGGUACUCCAGUCUGGCGCUCUCUCUUUUUUUUUUUUUGUGAGGUCAGUUUCUGACGCUACUUGCACUACAAAUUUGGCCCCCCUUUUGGUUCUCUUUCUAUUUCCAAUGUGUUUGCACUAGACAUUUUUGUCUGUCACUAUCUGUUUGAUGUGGGGACAUUUGCAUGAGAUACAUUGUAAAGGGGUUUUUAUAGCUUUCCAAGCAAAUAUGAAUACAUCACCCAUUUCCAGAUCUGUGUGUGCUUUUGUGUACAAAAUCACUAAAACUAUAGCCUUGGUUUGGAAUUCUGAAAGAUACUGCAGCACCAUUCAUUUUGUAAUAAUGGAGUCAGAAUCACCAAUUAACCCCCAGUCUUUUGUGCCAGAGUCCUGGGCUGCCCUUUGUUUGUGGUCUCUUUGUCAAGGGCAUGAACUGUAAGCCAUUCUCAUUUGUGCUUUCUCUGUGAUUUAUUCUAUUUUGUCUUGUUAUUUUUUAGAUUGGACAAUAAACUGUAUAAAUGCAAAAAA
This is a messenger RNA of Electrophorus electricus (electric eel), 4545 nucleotides long. RefSeq lists its product as uncharacterized. The record is from RefSeq and is a predicted model, not a curated record. Gene Ontology annotation, cellular component: nuclear body. Gene Ontology annotation, biological process: regulation of transcription by RNA polymerase II. NCBI's taxonomy places the organism in Eukaryota, Metazoa, Chordata, Actinopteri, Gymnotiformes, Gymnotidae.